Galleria mellonella (greater wax moth) is the source of this 677-nucleotide messenger RNA. RefSeq lists its product as uncharacterized. Bases 120 to 527 code for a protein of 135 amino acids. The record is from RefSeq and is a predicted model, not a curated record. Lineage: Eukaryota; Metazoa; Arthropoda; Insecta; Lepidoptera; Pyralidae. The transcript has 4 exons.
AUAUCGGCGGUUAGAUGAACUUAUCACAAUAUCUUUAAACUGUUGACAUAUCUAGAUAAAUCAUUCGUACACUGGAGAAAUCAUUAUUUGACAUCUGUUAAAACAAUUCGGCGAACGAAAUGUCGGGAGCUAAGUUUGUGAUUGUUCUGAGUUGUGUUGCAUUAGUUUCGGGCUAUCCAAAUUAUUAUGAGACCAAAACGUUCCGUGUUGGUAUCGAAUAUGACCAAUCCUUGCCAAUGCACGGGGGUUCAGAUCGCUUCAGGCACAGAAAUAAUUACGACCCGUUCUUCGUGACAGUCACCACGGAAGCAAGGGAUGGAUACGUUAUAACCUUCUUGGACGUAUCAGCGACCAUAGAUGGAUUAGGUGAGGUGACCUUCAACAUGGUGAAGGGUCAGACUGGUUCCAAAACGAUGGUGUUCCAGCUGGUGUCCAACCACAGUGACUUCCUUACUUAUGACUACCUCUGUUAUGGAAUGAAAGAAGAGGACUAUAAAAAGGUGAAUGCUGCUUCAAUGAUUCCAUAGGUGGCCAACGUAAUAACCGUACCACUGCCAAAUAACGGACAUCGAUUACUACAUAGUUGUUUAAGCAUACUUCUAAUAUCUUUGUGUCGUAUUAUUUUAGGUAAUUUCAUAUCAUGAUCUAAAUCAAAAUAUAAGUACUUUAAUACAAAU